Molecule: messenger RNA, 746 nt
Organism: Phialemonium atrogriseum
Lineage: Eukaryota; Fungi; Ascomycota; Sordariomycetes; Cephalothecales; Cephalothecaceae
Exons: 1
Coding region: 33-551 (172 amino acids)
Biological process (GO): protein phosphorylation
Cellular component (GO): cytosol; EKC/KEOPS complex; nucleus
Molecular function (GO): protein serine/threonine kinase activity; ATP binding
Source: RefSeq, a predicted model, not a curated record
CCGUCUACGCCCUCGACGAGGCCGCCGGCUGGAUGAUGAUGGAGUGGAUCGAGGGCGUGCCCGUCAGGGCCGCCAUCAACGAGUGGCUCGGGGAGCGGCCCGGGGCCGGGGGAGCCGGGGUCGAGCCCGCGGCGGUUGAGAGCGCGAGGGACCAGGCGCCGCUGGUGGGCCUGAUGAGGCGGAUAGGGACUGCCAUAGGGAGGAUGCACCACGUGUCGAUUGUCCACGGGGACCUUACGACUAGCAACAUGAUGCUGCGGCCGUGGGUGGGAGACGGGGCAGACGGGCAUACUGCUACGGGAGACGGGAUCUUGGAUGGCGAUAUCGUCCUCAUCGACUUUGGCCUCGCGACACAGACUACAUCGGAGGAGGACCGGGCCGUCGAUUUAUAUGUCCUCGAGAGGGCCUUUGGAAGCACACACCCGAGAGCGGAGAGUCUGUUUAACGAGGUGCUCCUCGCUUACAAGGAGACGUUCAAGCAGGCCGGGCCGGUGCUGAGGAGGCUAGAAGACGUGCGGAUGCGAGGCCGGAAGAGGAGCAUGAUUGGUUGAUGCUGGGAAGAUACCCAAGAGUAGUGGCGUGUAUUGCGUAAUGCUUGGAUCUCUGCUACCGAUGAUGUCGAACAUGCCUGCUAUGGAAACAUAACGCGAAACUGGGACUGGUUACCGAGUGCAGCAAUAGCGGCGCUCGGCCGUGAACCUGGCGUGAAGGAAAUCGUGGUAUCAAAGGGGACAGAAUAGUGCAGU